AUGGGUCAAAAUCUGUUGGCAUUUUUGGGGGGGUUCAUGUUCUUAAUCGUUGUCUAUGUUUUCACGAUCUUGAUUUACAAUACCUAUUUCCAUCCACUAGCAGGGUUUCCAGGACCAAAACUUUGGGCAUCCACAAGGUUCACCUAUGUUUUCUCAAUAUGGUCUGGCUACUUGGCGAGAGAUGUUCGCCAAAUACACGAGCAAUACGGAGACUUUGUUCGAAUCGCCCCGGAUGAGAUCUCUAUCGCAAGUCCGGAAGCAUGGCACGAUGUAUAUUCAAAUCAGACCAGCCGUGAGGCAUUGCCAAAGUCCAAACUCUGGCAUAGCCCGGCACCAGGAAGACCAAAGUCCAUUCUGAAUGCCUUAGAUCCUAAAGAUCAUCAAAGGUUCCGACGUUCAAUUGAACCGGGCCUUUCAGAGAAAGCUUUGCGGGAGCAGGAAGAUAUCAUGCAAACAUAUGUGUCAUCCAUGAUUGCUAAGCUGGAGAAAACCGUCUCUUCAAAAGGUGGUGCAGAUGUUGUCGAUAUUAGCAGCAACGCUGGGUGCUUCGUUGCGUUAUUACCCUGGCUUGAAUUGGCUAAUGAGCCUAGCCAUUCCAAAGAGUGUUAUGCAUUGAACCUUGAAAUGACAAGACCAGAUAUACUGUCAUACAUCAAAAUUGAUGACAAAGGCGUAAAUGGAUUGACACUCCCAGAGGUGCAAGCAACUUCCAGUAUCAUCAUCAUAGCGGGAAGUGAAACGACAGUCAGUAUUCUGAGCGGAAUCACCAACUAUCUGGUCCGAAAUCCAGCAAAGCUCGACUUGUUGACUACAGACAUCAGGAAAGCGUUUGCUAGCUUUGAAGAUAUCAAGCUGUUGAAAUUAAGGGACUUACGCUAUUUGAAUGCAGUUAUUCAGGAGGGAUUCCGUCUUUGCAACCCCACUCCUGUUGGCCUCCCUAGAAUAGUGCCGUCCAAUGGCGUUCGUAUAGCAGGGCAAUACAUCCCGGGAAAUACUUUCGUCAAUGUACACCCUCUUGCUAUAUCUUUAUCUGGGAAGCUUUUCGCUAAGCCGGAUGAGUUUAUUCCCGAGAGAUGGCUUGAUUCUGCGCUGAAAGAUGAACUUUCCCCUUUCCACGAUGAUCACCGCGGGGCGGUUCAAGUUUUUAGCGUCGGUCCACGAUCUUGUCCAGGAAAACACCUUGCACUAGCGGAGAUUCGGCUUAUGCUUUCGAAACUGAUCUGGAAAUUCGACCUUGCGGUUGCGGACACGCCACGUGGAAAGUUGCAUUGGAACGAACAAAGAGUAUUCAGUGUUGUUGAGAGGCAGCCAUUCGAGAUUCUGAUCAAGACUAGAGAGAUUUGA
Glarea lozoyensis ATCC 20868 is the source of this 1344-nucleotide messenger RNA. RefSeq names its product Cytochrome P450. The record is from RefSeq and is a predicted model, not a curated record. The transcript is spliced from 5 exons. Lineage: Eukaryota; Fungi; Ascomycota; Leotiomycetes; Helotiales; Helotiaceae. Gene Ontology annotation, molecular function: oxidoreductase activity, acting on paired donors, with incorporation or reduction of molecular oxygen; heme binding; monooxygenase activity. Bases 1 to 1344 code for a protein of 447 amino acids.